Messenger RNA from Frieseomelitta varia, 1635 nucleotides. Its product is annotated as nucleolar protein 56-like. The record is from RefSeq and is a predicted model, not a curated record. Gene Ontology annotation, cellular component: box C/D methylation guide snoRNP complex; small-subunit processome. Gene Ontology annotation, molecular function: snoRNA binding. NCBI's taxonomy places the organism in Eukaryota, Metazoa, Arthropoda, Insecta, Hymenoptera, Apidae. The annotation marks the transcript as partial. The transcript has 4 exons.
AUUAACCACUCCUGUUCAAAAUACCUUCACAAUAUAUUCAAAAAUCACCGAAAUUGAUGAGGAAAUCAUAUCAUCAAAGCUUUUUGUUUUAUACGAGCAUGCUGCUGGUUAUGCCAUUUUUUCUGUCAAAGAAUUCGAAGAGGUAGGAAUGUCUCUUCCUCAAGUUGAAGCAUCUGUCACAGAUUUAUCUCGUUUUAAUUCAGUUGUGAAAUUAGUUGGAUUUUCACCCUUUAAAACUGCUUUAGCAGCUUUGGAAAGUAUAAAUAGUAUUUCUGAAGGAAUUAUCCCGGAAGAUUUACAGCUGUUUUUAGAUUCAUGUAUACCAAAAUCUGGAAAAAAAGACAAAGUUGUGCUUGGAGUAUCAGAUCCAAAACUUGGUGCUAGUAUUACUGAAGCGUUAGAUAUAAAAUGUGAUUAUGCUGGUGUUAUUCCAGAAAUUCUUAGAGGAAUAAGACUUCAUUUCCAUAAUUUAGUAAAACAUUUCACUGCUAAAAGUUCGGGAAUCGCACAACUUGGACUUGGUCAUAGUUAUUCUAGAGCUCAAGUUAAAUUUAAUGUCAAUCGUGUGGAUAACAUGAUCAUACAAAGCAUAGCUCUAUUAGAUCAGUUGGACAAAGAUAUUAAUACAUUUUGUAUGCGAAUAAGAGAAUGGUACAGUUAUCAUUUUCCAGAGCUUGCAAAAAUAGUUCCUGAGAAUCAUAUGUAUGCCAAAGUUGCAAAAUUAAUAAAAAGCAGAAAAGAAUUUACAGAUGAAAAAUUAGAAACCUUAGAACAAAUUGUUAUGGACACUGCGAAAGCUCAAGCAAUUAUGGAUGCAUCCAAAUCAUCUAUGGGAAUGGAUAUCAGUCCUGUUGAUCUUCUUAAUAUUGAAAUGUUUGCAACUCGUGUUAGUUCUUUGGCUGAUUACAGGAAACGAUUAGCAGAAUAUUUAAGAUUUAAAAUGACAGGAAUUGCGCCAAAUUUGGCUACAUUAAUAGGUGACCAAGUAGGAGCCAGAUUAAUAGCACAUGCUGGAUCUCUUACAAAUUUAGCGAAAUAUCCUGCUUCUACUGUACAAAUAUUAGGUGCAGAAAAAGCCUUAUUUAGAGCCUUGAAAACUAGAGGUAGCACUCCAAAAUAUGGACUACUGUUCCAUUCGACGUUUAUUGCUCGCGCAGGUACAAGAACUAAAGGCAGAAUUUCAAGAUAUCUUGCGAAUAAGUGUUCUAUAGCAUCAAGAAUUGAUUGUUUUAUUGACAUGCCAACUAAUAUAUUUGGCGAAAAAUUACGACAACAAGUAGAAGAUAGAUUAAAAUUUUAUGAAACUGGAGAAGUACCUAAGAAAAAUAUUAUUGUAAUGAAAGAAGCUUUAGAAGAAGUUGCGGAACUAACAGCGAGUGUGGAACAAGAAUCAUCCAAAAAGAAAAAGAAAAAAGAUAGAAAAAGGAAAAAAGAAAUUUUAGAAAAUGGAAACAAAAAUGAAUUUGUUGAGAAUGGAAUACAAGAAGAAGCUGAAGAGUCAAAGAAGAAAAGGAAGAAAUCAAAAAAUAUAAAUGAAAAUGAAUAAAAAAUUUAAUAUUGUCUUUAUGUAAUUAUAGCGAUUUAUAAUGAUUGUAACCAGAUUUUUUUCAUAUCAAUAUAAAAUUAUAUAUUGAA